This is a messenger RNA of Sinocyclocheilus anshuiensis, 683 nucleotides long. Its product is annotated as saxitoxin and tetrodotoxin-binding protein 1-like. The coding region runs from base 52 to 660 and encodes 202 amino acids. The record is from RefSeq and is a predicted model, not a curated record. The transcript is spliced from 6 exons. NCBI's taxonomy places the organism in Eukaryota, Metazoa, Chordata, Actinopteri, Cypriniformes, Cyprinidae.
UCCCCAGGUGAUGCUGCAUAAUUUUCUGAAAUCCUCUUCUUAAGUUCUACAAUGUCUUCUUCUGUGGUCUUGGCUGCUCUUCUGGGCCUGUUUAGUUCGAGUCAGGCAUCUCUGCCAGACUGUAAGGAGCUCAUAACACCACGAACCCUGGAGGAUGACAAUAAAAGUAUCAUGGGUAAAUGGAUCUUCCUUGAAGGCAUAGCUGAUCACCACUUAUUUACAGAUAUCUUGAAGACUGUGAACAGCUCAUGGAUGGAGUUUGGCCCAAGCACUCUUGCAAAAACUUUAACCCUCAGUCAAGGGAAUAUGCUAAAUGGAAAGUGUGAAUUUUGCACCAUUAACACAACUGUUAAAGAUAGUAUUUUUUAUGCCAGUGGAAAUGACAUAGUAUCAGAGGGCAAGUUCUUGCCGUCCUGUCCUGACUGUCUCACCAUGAACUUCAUCAGCCAAUUCAAAAAUAAGACCAUAUAUUCUUUAUAUUUAUUCAAGAGAGAGAGCAACCGAACCGAGUCUGACAUGGACACCUACUGGAAGCAAGCCGAGUGUCUCGGAUUCAAAAGAGAAACCCAGUACUCCUAUGAUGGAGUAACAGAACUCUGUCAUGUGAUCAAGGACAACUCAUCUGACCAGAAGCCAAGUUUGGACAAAUCAGAUCAAUAAUACAUGCAUUAAACCUUUUUUUG